Messenger RNA from Armigeres subalbatus, 502 nucleotides. RefSeq names its product perlucin-like. Gene Ontology annotation, biological process: biological process involved in interspecies interaction between organisms. Bases 43 to 501 code for a protein of 152 amino acids. Gene Ontology annotation, cellular component: external side of plasma membrane. Lineage: Eukaryota; Metazoa; Arthropoda; Insecta; Diptera; Culicidae. The transcript has 2 exons. The record is from RefSeq and is a predicted model, not a curated record. Gene Ontology annotation, molecular function: carbohydrate binding.
GGAAAACCUACUUUCAGUAUGACUAGUGUUUGAAGUAGCAAGAUGAGCGUUGGAUGGAUUGUUUUUCUCUUUCUUGCGUUUGGAGCUGUAGCACAUUGCAUAGUGUAUCACAUAUCACGUGCAAAGAAAACAUGGACCGCUGCUAUUGAGUAUUGUAAAUGCUACGGAAUGCGGCUGGCUGUGGUGGAUACACGGGAAAAGCAAAAGGCACUUGAACAGGCCCUCAUAAAAUCGCCAAUAUUCAACAAAUUCUUCACAUCCGUAUGGAUUGGGGCAAGCGACAGGGAACGAGAGGGUGUCUUCGUGUGGCAGCCAACGGCAGUACGAAUUAAAUACAGCAAAUGGGAGAAAAGAAUGCCGGACAAUGGAUAUGGCGGGGAAGAUUGCGUUCACGUAUUUUCGGCCAACUAUACCUCUCUGGAAUGGUUGUGGAAUGACUGGGGGUGUAAUGGCGUUUCCAAUAUUGCAUGUGAAAAAAUCGAAAAUCACAAAAAAUGUUAAU